AUGGCGUCCGGUGUGUCGUCUGCCACAACAAACCUAUUAAUUAAAGACAAUACGGUAAAGGUUAUACUUUCUGACAAUGUAAAACUGCUUGCUGCUGACGUUAUAAAAUUAGUUGAAGAUAAACUUGGUGACGAUAGCGUUCUUGCUAUUGUUCCUUGUAAUGGAUCAUAUGAUGUUACCGUCGUCAAUAAUAAAUUAGCUAGUGUUAUAGCACGAGAUGGUUUGCUCCAUGGCUCUGAAGGUCUUCAUUGUAAAUUGAUAGAUUCCAGAGUAAAAGUUGUGUCUUUCAUGCAUAUCCCUGUUUAUGUUUCCGACAAGGAUAUUGAAGUCAAAUUGAAAUCUUGNGGUGUGACCUCAUGUGGUCCUAUAAUCAGAAAAACUAAGGACUAUGAUGGUAAAAAGAAGUAUGAUGGAGUUAACUCGUUUUUAAUGCUGUACACCGGCCAGAACGAUGUAGCUAAUUUUCUGCCGACACAGUGCUGGCUUGUUGGUCUAGCGGUAUGA
This is a messenger RNA of Lottia gigantea (owl limpet), 504 nucleotides long. RefSeq lists its product as hypothetical. Lineage: Eukaryota; Metazoa; Mollusca; Gastropoda; Lottiidae. The record is from RefSeq and is a predicted model, not a curated record. The transcript has 2 exons. Bases 1 to 504 code for a protein of 167 amino acids.